AUGUCUUUUCUGGAUUGUUUCUGCACUUCACGAACACAAGUUGAAUCACUCAGACCUGAAAAGCAGUCUGAAACCAGUAUCCAUCAGAACUUGGUUGACAAGCCAACCCUUCCCUGGUUGUCUCCAUCUGCUAGACUCAGUGAAGCGGUCUGCUCCACCAAUGCUUCUCACUAUGAACUCCAAGUGGAAAUAGGAAGAGGCUUUGACAACCUGACUUCUGUCCAUCUUGCACGGCAUACUCCCACAGGAACCCUGGUGACUGUCAAAAUCACAAAUCUGGAAAACUGCACUGAAGAACGCCUGAAAGCUUUACAGAAAGCUGUGAUUCUAUCCCACUUUUUCCGGCACCCCAAUAUUACAACUUAUUGGACUGUUUUCACUGUUGGCAACUGGCUUUGGGUUAUUUCUCCUUUUAUGGCCUAUGGUUCAGCAAGUCAGCUCUUGAGGACUUACUUUCCUGAAGGAAUGAGUGAAACUUUAAUACGAAACAUUCUCUUUGGAGCAGUGAGAGGGUUGCACUAUCUGCACCAAAAUGGCUGUAUUCACAGGAGUUUUAAAGCCAGCCAUAUCCUCAUUUCUGGUGAUGGCCUAGUGACCCUCUCUGGCCUGUCCCACCUGCAUAGUUUGGUUAAGCAUGGACAGAGACAUAGGGCUGUGUUUGAUUUCCCACAGUUCAGCACAUCAGUGCAGCCGUGGCUGAGUCCAGAACUACUGAGACAGGAUUUACAUGGAUACAACGUAAAGUCAGAUAUCUACAGUGUUGGCAUUACAGCAUGUGAAUUGGCCAGUGGGCAGGUGCCUUUCCAGGACAUGCACCGGACUCAGAUGCUGUUACAGAAAUUGAAAGGUCCUCCUUACAGCCCAUUGGAUAUCAGUAUUUUCCCUCAGUCAGAAUCCAGAAUGAAGAAUUCCCGGUCAGGGGUAGACUCUGGGAUUGGAGAAAGUGUACUUGUCUCCAGUGGAUCUCACACAGUAAAUAGUGACAGAUUGCAAACACCAUCCUCAAAAACUUUCUCCCCUGCCUUCUUUAGCUUGGUACAGCUCUGUUUGCAACAAGAUCCUGAGAAAAGGCCAUCAGCAAGCAGUUUAUUGUCCCAUGUUUUCUUCAAACAGAUGAAAGAAGAGAGCCAGGAUACAAUCCUUUCACUGUUGCCUCCAGCUUAUCAAAAGCCAUCAGUAGCACUGCCUCCCGCGCCUCCUUGGACUGAGCCAGACUGUGACUUUCCUGAUGAAAAAGAUGCAAACUGGGAAUUCUAG
This is a messenger RNA of Pipistrellus nathusii (Nathusius's pipistrelle), 1257 nucleotides long. NCBI's taxonomy places the organism in Eukaryota, Metazoa, Chordata, Mammalia, Chiroptera, Vespertilionidae. The record is from the annotation of a GenBank genome assembly.